Molecule: messenger RNA, 693 nt
Organism: Cuscuta epithymum
Lineage: Eukaryota; Viridiplantae; Streptophyta; Magnoliopsida; Solanales; Convolvulaceae
Source: the annotation of a GenBank genome assembly
AUCAGAUUAAAAUUAUUUAUUUCAUUUAAAACCCUUACUCCGUAUGAUAUCUUUAAUUUAUUACAAGUAGGCUUGGAAUUUGUAUACAUAAAUAAAUGUAUGCAGGCUGAUUCGACUCUGGAUGCAGAAAUUAAAGCUUUGAUCUUUGCUACACGAUGGUCCAUGGAUAUCGGGUUUAGUCAUUUUCAGGUGGAGGUAGAUUCUGAGGUUGCUUUAAGGUAUGUUGUUGAUGAACGAUCGGGGAGAUGGAGGAUCUCGGUUCAGGAAAUGUUACUUAUCUCAAAUAGGAAACUGGUCUCCUUCAGACAUGUUUGAAGAAAAGCUAACUGGGCUGCCAAUAAUUUAGCCAGGUGGUAUUGCUGUUUUAACGAUGAGUGGCCUGCUCUUGGCUUUUGGACUUUGGCCAAUCCAAUUUUUGAGGAGAAUGUGAUUUCUUUAGGUGCAUUUAGGAAAGUUUCCAUGAAUUUAGUAUUGAACACACAUUUAACAUGGAACAUUUAAAACCUAGUUAAGCUUAAACACCCUGAAAAUAACAUAGUAGUAUUUUCACUAUUUUGUAUUUUUUUUGGUUCAACUAUUAGAGGCUAUAAUUUAUUGGUAUGCAAUAUCAUCACAUGUGAGUUAUGUAAGAAUUGUUUGUUUAGCCUUCACCAACUCUGUCCAUGUACUAAUCCAAUUCCGAAUAUAUUGCCC